AUGGCAGGACGCUCAAGUGAUAGAUGUCCUUUUAUGGCGCGUGAACGUCUGGUGGACCCCAAGGAUGAUGCAGCUCUUUGGGUUACCAUCGAAUUUCCUGAAGCAAUGAAGUUUACCCAUACGGACGAACAACUGAUGGAUUGGGUAGUUCAUCAGAUCGGACGCGCCGAGACCAGCAUUUCAGCUUGUGCCCAGCAUUACCAGAGACACCUGUGUCUCUCGCUCCCAGUAGUUGGGAUUCCCAGGGGCGAGGAACACAAUGAUACAGUCAGGGAUCAGGCUAAGACUCUGGCACUCUGGUGGCACGGAGAAAUCAUGACAGGCAGGGUUUAUCUUGACCGGAGUGUGAUUUUCCCCUAG
Messenger RNA from Penicillium mononematosum, 360 nucleotides. RefSeq lists its product as uncharacterized. The transcript has a single exon. Lineage: Eukaryota; Fungi; Ascomycota; Eurotiomycetes; Eurotiales; Aspergillaceae. The record is from RefSeq and is a predicted model, not a curated record. Bases 1 to 360 code for a protein of 119 amino acids.